Messenger RNA from Oryzias melastigma (Indian medaka), 1751 nucleotides. RefSeq names its product tRNA methyltransferase 61A (gene trmt61a). Gene Ontology annotation, cellular component: nucleus; tRNA (m1A) methyltransferase complex. The record is from RefSeq and is a predicted model, not a curated record. The transcript has 4 exons. Gene Ontology annotation, biological process: tRNA methylation. Bases 323 to 1225 code for a protein of 300 amino acids. NCBI's taxonomy places the organism in Eukaryota, Metazoa, Chordata, Actinopteri, Beloniformes, Adrianichthyidae.
GGAAUGAAAUAAGAUGCACAUAUGUGCGAAAUUCAACCGAAAACGGUUCAUUUGGAAAAGUUGAGACUAUUGGGACCAUAAAAUGAAGAUAUAUGUGUCUAUAACUAGGACAAUGGUUUUGACAGUCCUUGAGCGGCGCAUGAUCUCCAUCUUUAAAAAAUCUCCUUCUUCCGGUCCGGAGUUCCUCCCUUUCCGGUGAAAACAAGCCCGCGUGUGCGGUCUGUGAGUGAGCCGCCGUACGCUAGCCCGCACCGCAGAGUUCGUCGUGAAAGGAUCCCGGUCGUUGGUAACUCGGAACCCGCAGCAGAGUGGUGCGCUCGCCAUGAGUUUUGUGGAAUAUUCAGAAUGUAUUCAAGACUCGGACGUUGCCAUCAUUUACCUGGGCCACAACUCCGUGAUGCCUGUCAAAGUGCAGCAUGGCGCCCAAACGCAAACACGCUAUGGAGUCAUUCGCCACUCCUCUGACCUGAUUGGCCAGCGUUAUGGGUCGAAGGUCACCUGCAGUAAGGGUGGCUGGGUCUAUGUUCUUCACCCGACACCAGAGCUGUGGACCGUUUCCCUUCCACACCGGACUCAGAUUCUCUACACCACCGACAUCGCCACCAUCACCAUGAUGCUGGAUCUGAAGCCCGGUUCCAUCGUCUGUGAGUCGGGUACAGGAAGCGGCUCUCUGUCCCACGCCAUCCUGCGCACCAUAGCCCCCACUGGUCACCUGCACACGGUGGAGUUUCACAAGCAGCGGUCGGAGAAGGCAGCAGAGGAGUUCAGCGAGCACCGUGUCAGCCAUCUGGUCACCGUCAGGAACCAGGACGUGUGCAAGGACGGGUUCGGGGUGACUGGGGUGGCGGAUGCGGUCUUCCUGGACAUCCCCAGCCCGUGGGAGGCAGUCGGACAUGCCAAGGCUGCCCUAAAGAAGCAUGGAGGUCGGCUCUGCUCCUUCUCCCCGUGCAUCGAGCAGGUCCAGAGGACGGCCGAGGCGCUCACGGAUCACGGCUUUGAGGAGAUCAACACCCUGGAGGUUCUGCUGAGGGUCCACGACGUCAGAACCGUUUCCCUGCCACUGCCGGACUACGGUCCAGACUGCUCUGCUCAUCCUGAGCCGGACGCCAUGGAGACUCCUCCUCCUCCUAGCCACGCCUCCAUCAGCAUGAAGACAACCACGCCGCCAAGAGAAUUACCUGGUCACACGGGAUACCUCAUCUUUGCCACUAAACCUAGAACAUGAAGUCCUGCAGCAGAACUUUUCUUUCUGAUCUGAAUGUUUCGGUGUCGUCAGUACCUGAUCCACCAGCGGCGCCGGCUGCUCUGGUGUGGACAGCUGCGGCGCCGGCAGGAGUCACAGAUUUCUGUUGAAUCAUAUUUUUGUCAUACAGGAGGAAAGAAAAUCAAACUGAGCUUGAUGUGGGCGGAUCAGAUGAGGAUUAAAUCCUGCAAUUAUUUUGUAUGUUCUUUUGCUUACACUCACUUGAAAUAAGUGGAAUAUUUUGAUGUAAAUGCAGGCGUCAGUUUUCUUUUCUUUUCUUGGGCUGUUUAAAAUGAUUCAUCCUGCAGCAGGAGGACGUUAGAAUUCAGUUAAAGAUCUUUGUUCUGAGGUUUGUUCGUGCAGAAUGAUGAGGAUGGGGAGAAUCUGUUCUGAUCUCCUUCCUUUCUCAAAGGUUUCUCAACAUUCAAAGAUGACGGACAACACUCCUCCCAGAGUGAGUCAUUUUGCUUUUUCAGACCGGAGAAUAAAUGCUCUGCAGUAAAAGAAC